Pseudomassariella vexata is the source of this 555-nucleotide messenger RNA. RefSeq lists its product as uncharacterized. NCBI's taxonomy places the organism in Eukaryota, Fungi, Ascomycota, Sordariomycetes, Amphisphaeriales, Pseudomassariaceae. The coding region runs from base 1 to 555 and encodes 184 amino acids. The record is from RefSeq and is a predicted model, not a curated record. The transcript is spliced from 3 exons.
AUGGGUACAAGCUCCGGAAGCCCCGGUUCCGAUGGGAUGCCAGACCGCAGCGAAUGGUCCGUAUUUCAGCGUGCGCUGCAAGCCUCAAAGAGGCAAACUUGGAAGGCAGUUGCUGUCUAUUUUCCAUACAGUGCCGUAGUUAGAGAUGAAGCUUCUUUUGCCGGGCAUCGGGUCCGCCUCUGGAGUUUGGGAAGCUGUGUGCUCAAACCCGAGUUGGCUGUCGCUGGUAAUCGACAUAAUUCGCACAAUGCUCGGAUGGUCCUGACGAGCCUGUAUUUGUGCUUCGUUGCCAGCUCAUCUAUUCGUGGACAACAAAAUAGCCUACAUGAUGAUACCCCCUUGUAUCGUGUGGCUUGUACAUGUUUAGUCGGUCGAUGGGCUACCAGGCCGUCUAGAGAAGCACUCGAGCCACCGAUGAAGACCUGGGCAGUAACGGCGGAACGACGAAUGAGCGUGACGACGAGUGAGCGUGACAACGAUGCUGUGGUGAUGUGGGAGUUCAACUUGCAUCAUGGCACAUGGCCAGUGGUCCGUGGCGUCUUGUGCACUAUGUGA